AUGGCACCCGCUGAAGACGCCUCAGACUUUGGAUGCUGCGGUUUUUUCUCGACUAGGCGGUUCAAGAAGCUCCCCUCGCCAGCGCGCAUUGCCGAGGAUGAGAAAGGGAAGGCUCGGGAGGAGCAGGAUGGGGUGGUGCCCUCAACGGAAGAGUACAUUCUUCACACGACGAGAAUGACGAUUGAGGUCCUUCAGCAAGCUGCGGAUUUCCUGCCCUUCCCUGGUGCAAGGCAGGCUCUGGACCUCGGUCUUCUUCUUUUAACGACCUACGAAGACGUUAACUCACUGUAUGGUCAAGCAGGGGGUCUGAAUGACCGAAUUGCACAACUGAUGCUUCUGAUGGUUGAUGGUAUCGCCGGACAAGACGAACAAGACGUCUCACCUCGAGUCCGUCAAGACAUCGAAAACUUGGUGCAGGAUUUCCGGAUCAUUCAAGAAAACCUGGCAAGAAUAACGGCACAGAACAAGCUACUACUUGUCUUCUUUAAAGAGGCGAACAAAUCCAAGAUUGACGAGUGCGCGGGACGCCUCGACGAAGUACUGCAAACCUUUCAGCUAAUGAGGACCAUCGACGCUAGUAGCAUGCUCACCCAGAUCCAGGCCAAACUCAAGUCGCUUCACGAAGACGUCAAGCAGACUCGGCGAAUGGUCAAGGACAUACACACAUGGAUGAACCCCAAGAUAGCCCAUGGCGGUGACGGCAACCUCGGUCUCGAAGCGAUGCCAACGCUGCCCCGGCUUUUUGGGCGCGACAAGAUCAUCGCUGGCAUUGCAUCUGACCUAGCCUCCCAACGCCAACCUCGGAUUGCCGUCGUUGGCCCCGGAGGCAUGGGCAAGACAGCUGUCUCCAUUGCCGUCAUGCAAGACCCACAAGUCGAGGCAGUGUAUCGCGAACAAAAUCGCUUCUGGGUCCCUUGUGUAGGCGCUACGUCCCUUUUCACGUUCCUACAAAUCCUCCGCAAGGCCUUGCGUAUCACUCUCGACACCGGGUCCCUUCUCAAAGAUAUCAUCGACACCCUGAAGGCAACCCCGGAACCGCGACUUCUACUUCUUGACAAUUUGGAAACAGUAAUGCGUUUACCGGAAGAUGUUUCGGAAGGUGGAAGGUUCUCUGCCGAGAUUGUUCUUAACCAACUCUCCGCCCUGCCCCAUGUCGCCAUUUUAGUCACCAUUCGGUCAAACAACCUCCCAUCCGAUACAAUCUCCUGGAACCUAGUGCCUCUCGAAGGACUGGCCCGGGAAGACGCCAAGGCAAUCUACACCAGCAUCUGUCCUACAGCAUCCAAGCACCUCGCUGUACUGGAUCUCUUAGUGGAGGCUCUUGGCUACAUGCCAUACGCCGUUACUCUGCUCGCCAAACAAGCCGCCAAAUCAUUCAUGACGCCCGACAAACUUCUCGAAGCCUGGAGGAAGAACGGUGCCAAAUCCCUCACCGGGGAACUUCGAGACAAGAUCAACAAUUCAAUCGAGUUCUCAAUUAACAGUCGGACCGUUCAAGAUGACCCAGAUGCACAGAAAUUACUCUCGAUCAUCGGGAAGCUUCCGUCUGGAACCACCUUUGACCACUUGGAGGAUUGGUGGGGAAAAGACAUCGAGAACCUCCCUGGUGCAAUUGCGACGUUGAGCGAUACUGCGUUGAUCACCGUCCGAAACCAGGAUACUGACACCCCUACAUUUCAUGUCCUCCCAGUCGUCCAAUCAUACCUUCGUACACACGAAUCCUACAACUCUCUAAACUCUCGUCGCCUUGCGCUCAAAGCUUGCUGUCGAUUCGUCCUCGAUCACCGCUCAAGACCGGGAGACAGGAACUACAAGGCACAUCUGCAGGAAUUGGACAUUGAGAAGAACAACAUCCUCUCCAUUCUCCUUGGAACGACGAUCGAGACAGUGUCUUCAACCGGAGAAGAAAGCGAUUUACCCCUAGUACUCGAUGCCAUCAUCGCUUUCGGCUGGUAUCAACUAUGGACAAAGCGGAAUCCGGAGCUCCUGGCACACAUGCUGGCGAACAUAGCGAGCGAAGAAACUGCCACUGAACCAACCAUUCUUCGCCGUGUCGCCAAAGGACGCUACUGCCUUGGGCGGAUGAAGCUGUUGCUCGGCGCGUGCAGCGACGCUUCUUCCCACAUAGAGAAGGCUCGUUCAAUUUCUCAGCGUUUGGGCUCUCCGGUUGACCUCGUUGAAGCGGGAAAGGCAGCUCUACUCCUCGCUCACGUCUGGAGGCUGGAGGGUCGGGGCCAUGAGCAAGUACGGGAUAUCAUCCGUGCAGGGGAGCAGGAUGUAGGCGAGGAUGCGAGGGGAAAGGCCUUGGUCCUCCACCACCUGGGAACAUACCAUUUGUGGAUUAAGGAACAGGAGGUUGGGUUGGACUAUGCGAUCCGGGCGAAGGCGGCGUUCGACAAGUUGGAGAGGAAACCCGCUAUCGAAGUCUUCAACUGCCUCAUGCUCAUCUCGCGAUCUUAUGGUUCGCUACACUCCGAUCCCGAAUGGCUCGACGCUUGUACGGAAGCUCUCAGAUACGCCAAAUCGAUUGGUCUACCCACAUGGAUCGCUCGGGCUUUGCAAGACCUCGCCGGCUGCUACAUUUGGAAAGCGAGGUACGAUGAUGCCAUUGAGACAUUAAAGGAGGCUGUGGGGAUGUUCGAGAAAGUGGGGAAGCCUGAUUCGUUGGCGCAUGUUAUGAUGUUGAGUGGUUAUGUGUAUAUGAAGAUGGGUGAUUUGGUCGGUGCGAGGUGCGCGUAUGAAGUGGCGGGGAAGAGGUUGGAGGAAAUGGAGCAGACAAAGGCCACGAAGGCUCGGUUGGAGCAAUGUAAAAAUAAUGUAAAGGUACUCAGUAGAGAGGUGUUCGAUGAGGCGGAGUUCAAGGUGCCAUCGCUUUUACCGAAGCGUGGAUGA
Coprinopsis cinerea okayama7#130 is the source of this 2892-nucleotide messenger RNA. RefSeq lists its product as hypothetical. Lineage: Eukaryota; Fungi; Basidiomycota; Agaricomycetes; Agaricales; Psathyrellaceae. The transcript has 4 exons. Bases 1 to 2892 code for a protein of 963 amino acids. Gene Ontology annotation, molecular function: protein binding. The record is from RefSeq and is a predicted model, not a curated record.